Molecule: messenger RNA, 1428 nt
Organism: Monosiga brevicollis MX1
Lineage: Eukaryota; Choanoflagellata; Craspedida; Salpingoecidae
Exons: 1
Coding region: 1-1428 (475 amino acids)
Source: RefSeq, a predicted model, not a curated record
AUGCACAACUAUUCGCUAGAUGAUGCCGUCAACAUUGUCUUUCAUCAGGAUAAUGACACGGCCACUCUUGAGGUGUUGGCCUGCAGCGACCCGUACGCCAUCUUUACUUAUGGUGCCUGGCGGCAAGCACUCGCCAUUUGCUCCGGCUAUGCCCCGCUCAAUUAUUCGGCCACAGGGCAAUAUUAUACGCCGAUUGGCCUCGCUUUUGCCACUCGAUACGCCCCUCAACCCUAUAUGGAGGACCUCUCUCGAGCCUAUGUUUCUGCCUCGUGGUCUCGCGUCUCGACCGAACUCCCGGCUGACGCGCUCUACCAGCCCGUGCAAAAUGUGGAAAUGGGCGCUGUUCUCCCCGUGGCCAUGAACGCCAACACGGACCUCCCGAAAUACUACAUUGAUGUUGUGCGCAGUCCUGGAUUGACCUUUAUCAUUUCCGUGCGCCAAUCCAUGGCCACUACCCUGGGCGCCAUCAUCUCCCCAGAGAUUGUCUACCUGCUCGUCCUCACCCUGGUGGUCGGCAUUGUCGUGGGCACACUUGUGUACGCCGCUGAAUGGGCGUCGGUGGCGCUCAAGGCCUACCACACGACCGAUAUCAACUACAGCCUCACAUUCCCCAACGGCUUUUUAUGGACAAUCUUUUAUGCCUUUAUGGUCAUGCUCGCCGUUUUCUACGACGAGCGACACCCGCGGGCCAUCGCCUCGCGCGUCUUGCUCAUGGUCUGGAAGUGGGCCACCUGGCUGCUGGUGGGCCUUGUCAAUGCGCGCUUGCUCUUGUAUCUGCAGCCACCCUCCUCCAUCCGUUCCGACCAGGAGCUGUCCACUUUAACCGUGGCCGUCCUCGAGAAUACCAUUGAAGACUAUCGUGUAGGCAUCCGCGGCGCCAUGGUCAAGGUAUUCAACUCAACCGACGCCGCCAUUCGUGCGUUGCUGGCUGAUGAAGUGGACGCCUUUGCUGUCGACACGGUUGUGUCGGGUUCCAUUUUGACGUACGCUGCUAAUCUGGGCCAUUCUGUCAAGACAAACGGGUAUCUUCUCAGCGACAUCCUGCAUGGCGUGCUGGUAAGCGCUGAGGUGGCCGAUUUACCUGGCCUCAACCUAAGGAGCAACACUAGCAACACCACGUUGCUACAAUGUGUGGAAGAAUCAAUGGUGGUCAUUCGCCCAACCAUUGAGGAGCAAAUUGCUGCCUGGGUGGGUCACAGCAAUCAUUCAGCAAACGCCGCGGAAGGAAGCUCCGGAUAUGGCGCCGACAACCCGCUCAUCAUUACCGGUGGCAUCCUCGUCAUCGGCCUCUGGCUUUUGGCAGCCCUGUGGAACCUUCCGCCAGCAUUGCGCUGUUAUCAUCGUGGCGAAUACGACGACAGCGACAACGAAUCGGUUCCACUGGCCAGCAGCCAUCGCAGCGUUACGGUAAAUGACGUGCGUUUGUGA